Cooperia oncophora is the source of this 498-nucleotide messenger RNA. The record is from the annotation of a GenBank genome assembly. Lineage: Eukaryota; Metazoa; Nematoda; Chromadorea; Rhabditida; Trichostrongylidae.
AUGAAAACCGUCCCCAUCCUGCUUCUCGUCGCCACUGCUGCGAUGGGUGCGCGUAAACGUUCAAGAUUCCACUUUUACGAUAAUUACUUCUUCACACCAUUCCUGAAGAGUGUCAGCAAAGAGAUUAAAUCAGAGUAUUUGGCCAUAUUCGCAGGCAAUCUCACUAUUGGACAAGAAGAGGCGAAGAUGACAGAAUGGGCAAAGAAGUAUAAUCGUACGGUGCGUAUGCUUGUCACGUCUGACAGAUACGAGAUCUCUACAGCCAAACGAGGCUUUCAGGAGGAAAUGAAAAAAUUCAAGGCAAAAAUGGAAGGAAAAAUGAACAAGCUUCAGAAGGCUGCGGAUGACAUAAUUAAGGCUUUGCCAGCCGCGUUCAAGGAGUACAUGGACAUUACAAAAAGGGAAGACAAAACCAUGGAACAAAUAAAGAGUGAUGUGCAACGAAUGGCUCUUAAAAACAUUGAGGUCAGAAAAAAUUGCAUCAUUACAGCUUGUUAA